UUAUUAUGUGCUUGUGUCUCUUUUUUCAGGAGCACUUUGUAAACAACAUGACCAUGUCAAACAACGAAAUUGAUACAACCAUCAAAAGGUUGGCUCAGGCCAUGAUGCCAGGUUGUAUGUUGAGUUUAAAUUAAAUACUUUUGAAAGAUUGGGCGGGCCAUAUUCAAACACUUGGCGGGCCGGAUGUGGCCCCCGGGCCGUAGUUUGCCCACCACUGUUCUAAACAAUUACAUAUCCGAUAGAGAUGUUUACUUACUGUCUGUUGUCAGAAAUGGGUAUACUACUUUUAAAAUAUGACUUUUAAAUUGAACUGAGACUAGCAUACUACAUAUUUUAGUGUUCAUUUAUAUUUUUCCGUACAAUGUCAUACUCCAAAUGACCACCAGGAGGCUCUAUUAUUGGCGCACCAUACAAUGUAGCCACACGGUAAUGCUGUAUUACCUUAUCAGAUUCUGACUUGACUCUUUUCUGCGGUUUGUAUGAGUGGACACGCCCGGAAAUAAACAGGAGGAUGUGGGAGGAUUUGAAUGACAUCUGCUUGGAAUUUCAUUCAUCCAUCAAAAAUGUAUUAGCCAUGACUUUUGUUGAACCGACAUACUGACGCAACAUUAUGGGUGUUUAUAACAUUUGUCAAAAUGUGUCAAGUAUUAGCACUAUUUGAACUUUUUUCUCAGACCUCCAGCAUUCAUUUCAAGAUAAAUCGCAAUAUUAUUGUAUAUUAGUUGUGUAUAGCCUUUAAUGUUGAGAUAGUACAAACGUUACUUUACCAGUUACUGUUUUUUUUCUGCAAGGAUUAUUUGUAAGUCAACAAUCUAAUCACAAAUUACCAUUUAAAAACAGUACAAUCUCUUCCAGGCUACUGGUCAAACUUCAGAGCAUUUUUUCCCCAUAACAAAUCCUAGAAAUUGAAUAAAUGUCUUUGAAUUUAAAGUAAAAUAAAGAUGUCAUACAGAUGGAAAAAUAAGUCAAGAGCUGAUUAUUAAAUCAUACUAAUUAACUCAGCAUGCAUCGAUCAAUCAGCGCAGAUUUUCUUAAUUCACUUAAUACCAAAAACGUAUUUCAAAAUGUUUCUUUAACCCAACGUUUGCUCCCAAAGAUGUAAAUUUUUCCAUAUGAGAGGCAAAAAGAGGUGAUGACGACAGUGCACAAUAAAAGAGGUCACUUUUCAAGCAAUUUUAAGCAAGGGGGGAAGUGAGAGCGUGGAGGAGUGUAGCGUGCAGAAGGUCAUGUAUUUUAGGGAAAUCUGAAGGCUUGCACACACGCACAUGGACGCACACAGUUUCUUUGUGUUGUUUAAGUUGUGGUGCAGCUUUUUAGACAUUGGAACUGUAACAAAAAUUAAAAAAAUUAAGUUGGGAGCUGAUAUUUUCCUGAAACUUUCCAAAAGGAAUGGAAAAAUGUAGGAAGAAACUAUUUUUUUCUAAUGAAAGACAAGAGUCUAAUCUUUCUUUUGGUAAGUUCCAUGUUUAUAUCGGUAGAACACAAUAUUUUGUGUGCCUUGAAAAAUCACUCAAAAUCGUAAAAAAAGGGCCGGUAAUGAAGUGGUUGAAUUUUGAAAAAUGUCUGGGAUUGAAUGACAUAAUUCAGGAUGAUCCUUAUAUAUGAGACCAAUCUUAUCCACCAAUCUUAUCUUAUACAUGCAAAAAAAAUACACUGCUAAUAGAAUACAGUAGAUAUGACCUGGGAAUAAUAAUAAUAAAAUAAUAGUAAUAAUAAUAAUAGCCGUUGGGGCGGCAGUGGUGUUUAAACUCCUGCUGUGAAUGAUGAUGAUGGCUAGGUUUGCUUGAGAGAUGAGUAUCACCAUCAUCAUCAUCAUAAAAAUAUGCACAUUAGAUGAGUAAAUCUACUCCCAUCACAAACUUUGGGUCAUACUGAUUAUUAUUAUUAUUAUUUUUUAUAAUUUACAGUAUGUCUCUAUCGCAAACCUUUUUCAAGCUACAACCUUUCCAAAUGUCAAAACUGAAAAAAAUGCAAACCAUGCAGUCUACUUGUGACUUACAGUAUUUUAGCCAUAGUUAGCCAUAUUGUACUGAACUGCCAGGACAGAGCACCACUUUUCUAUGCAUUUAAAUACAUUCCAUUUCUAUUUCUAUGGUUGUCAUCACAUUUUUGGGGGCAUAUUUUGUAAGAUUUUUAUGUUGAACUCUCAACGUGUUUUCGGGGCAUGUGACUUUGACGUUUACAGUUUAUUUGCCUGUAAAACCUCCUCGACAAUAUGAGCACUUGUGUACAUUUCAUGUAGUUUCAGUUUCACGUACCAGAUUGUAGUUUCCAUCGUAGAAAGAUAAGACUUAUGACAUAAAUUUCCUAGACAGGAUUGUGGCUGUAGACUCCAGCUAUCUGACUAAUUUAGGGGAAUGGGAGGAGUGGGAGGAGAAGGAGAAGGAAGCUGAGCCUGCUUUCAGAGAGAGCGAGGAAGAUGACGAAUGGUGACUGUAACUCCUCCAGUUGAGGGAGGGGUGGCGUCACGACCAUAGAACUUGCUUUUGGUCGCGGUAGUUUGUUAGACUCGGCGAGCACAGCGUGUCUGCAGGCACGUGGAGGAGCAGCUUUCGCAUGGAUGUGUUGACUUUGGGAUAGUUGGAGAGUGUUGCAUCCAGACAUGUAGCCAGCAUCAGAGGCGGAUCCAAUUCCUGAUUGCAAACUAUUUUCCCUCUCAAACAAGCUUACACUACCUCUCGGACUGGACUGUGGUACACUGACUUCGUCUCGCCCUCCCCUGCCCCCUCGCCCUUCAGCAAUGGCCUCACGCAUUGGUCUGCGGAUGCAGCUGAUGCGAGACCAGCUGCAGCAGGAGGAGCAGCGUGAGCGGCAACAGCAGCAAAAUGCAGCCCUGCAAUACAUGCAGCAUCGCAUGGCUGCACCACCUGCGCCCAGCGCGGCAAUUAGCGCCCCGCAGAACUACCAAAGCAUGCAGGUCCCCGUGGAGGUUCUAAAGGUACAGACCCACCUUGAAAAUCCUACAGACUACCACAUCCGUCAAUCUCGGAGGCAGCAGGUGAAAGAGUACCUCUCCACCACCUUUGCCACCAAACAGAUGGUUCACGCCGUAGCCGGGCCGAUGCCACCGUCUCCUCCCGCAGCCAUUGGACCCACGGGGGGCUCAGCGUCUCUCCCGCCUCCCCCGCAGUCCCCACACAGGCGCACCGAGCAGCUCAUGAGCGGCAACAGCGCACCCAACAGCCCCAUGGCCAUGCUCAACAUUGGCUGCAGCCACGAGCAGGAGAUGGAUGAGGUCAUUGAUGACAUAAUCAGCAUGCAGUCUAGUUACGAUGAUAUCCAGGCCUACAUAGACCCGAUCCAGAUGCCCAACACACUCCCCUUGUCCAGCAGCCACCUGGAUGUGUACACGGGUCCUGGCAUGAAGGGGCCAGCCAUUGCGAUGACGAGCAACUCCUGUCCUGCCAACUUGACCAUCAAACGGGAACUCUCAGAUGCAGAAGCCCGUGCCCUGGCCAAGGAGCGACAAAAGAAAGAUAACCACAAUCUAAUUGAAAGAAGACGGAGGUUCAACAUCAACGAUCGUAUUAAAGAGCUCGGCACAAUGAUUCCCAAAACCAAUGACCUUGAUGUGCGCUGGAACAAGGGCACCAUACUGAGAGCGUCUGUGGAGUACAUCAAACGUAUGCAGAAGGACGUCCAGAGGACCAGAGAGGUGGAGAAUAACUUUAAAAGGAUGGAAAUGGCCAACAAGCAGUUGAUGCUUCGUAUUCAGGAGCUGGAGAUGCAAGCUCAUCUGCAUGGACUACCGAGCACCUCUCCGUCCGGCAUCAACCCAGGUGACGUGAUGGCCCCCCCGUACAUAAAACAAGAGACCAGCCCAGAGGAGAACCUAUCCCACUCCCAGACACAAGCCCCACACCAGCACCUAUCCCAAAAUCCACCUCCACCGCAUCCUCAGCAGCAUCACUUCCUCCCGCAGUCCCACCUCCACCCACAGGGCCCGGCUCAGCCUCAGCCGCCCAGGCAGAUGACCAUGCUCCCCCAGCACCUCCACUCCCAGGCGCCCAUCCAGUACCCGGCUGUGGGCAGCUCCCAGCCCUUUGACUUUGCCCAGUCGCUGGACUUGUGCGACGGGAUGCAGGCGUUCUCAGACGGCAUGUCAGGGCUGGGCGAUCUGGGAGGACUGGACAUGCAGGGCCGCAGAGGAGACAUGGGUUUCCUGAUGAUGGAUGAGCCCUUGUCCCCCAUGGGAGGGGACCCUCUGCUCUCCACCAUGUCCCCGGAGGCCUCCGUCGACUCCAGUCGCAGAUCCAGCUUCAGCAUAGAGGAUGGAGACAUAUUGUAGACGCACGUAUGCGCACGCCGACACACACACACUCUCGAUAUUUUACCACUUUGGCAGGAACAGAAUCCCGCAUUGCAUCCGACAUUUACACACGUGCUUCUUGACACGCUUUACACGCUUGACAUCAUCCAAUGAAUUUUCAAGGUCAGAUGUUUUUACGGUAUGUUAUUCCCAUGAAAGUGGUCAUCAAAAGGCUGAACCAGAAAUAAGAAGAUAAAUCUUAUUAUGUUAUGUUAUGAUGUCACCGUAAUAUUAAUGGAUGAUCCCGAAUCAAACGGAAUUAGCUUCACGGUCCUGCACGUGUAAUGUAGUGUAACGUGACGCCUCUUUGUUCCAUUAUUGUGUUGGUCUGUGUGGAAUUGCACAGUUUGUCGUCACUGUGAGCACCAUUCGGGUGGUGUUUGUUGCUUUAAGCAUGCUAUAAUUAGCGUCUUCUUGUCGUGGACACAUUUUGGGACAUGUUGAAAUGCACGUGGUGGGACGUUACUGGAACCUGUCUAACAUUUUUACUUUUCGCGAACUCACACAUCCACCCGUGCCACUUUUUUUUUAGCACCUCGUUUUAGUUAAAAAACCACGUCCUCCACAUCCAUCAUACUCAGGUACUGUAACAGAAGUCACAAGCAGGGUCAUUUGGAAUAUGUAUGACAAUACUUUAUAUACUGUAAAUGUUUUUUUUUUCGCCCAUUUUUUUCAAUGGUGGAAGCCAAGACAGUAAGAUACACUCGCGUUCUCUUCCUUGUACACACACUCUGCACCUUGUUCACUGAGGUUGUUUUCAAAUCUACACACGGCCGACUGUCCUUUACUUGACUCCCGCUUAUCUGAGCGGAGUGACGUUCACACGCUCAUCCAAAGAACAUCUUUUUGGACGCUUGCAUCUUGUUGUCAUGGCAGUCUGAGGAUUAUUCAUUAUUAAGAUAGGAAAACAAAUUGUGAUUUUUUUUUCCUUGUAAGUAGGGAUGGGCAUGACUACAUUUCCUUGAUUGACUAUGACAGGAAUUAAUAAUCAAUUCAUCGAUUUGUAUAAUUUUUUAAAAAUAUGAUGCUUCUCUGAAUGUUCUGAACUCCCUUUUCCAUGUAUUGAUACAAUGAUGCAUCAUGUAGUUGUUCCAUAGCCGAGGUCUGAGUAGCUCCUCAUUUUUUUGUGACGGCAAACUAGUUAAGACUGAAUCAACAGCGCCUCUACAGGUUGCAACCCGGUACUGCAUGUUAUUUUGCAUCCACUGAAAAUCUAUUUCACACCAUUGACCAAAUUGUCAAUGAUUAAUUAUCGAUGAAGUGAUUAUUUGUCAUUAUGCCUAUCCCUAAUUAUGAGAUGUGUUUAUUGUAGUUUGUUGUUUAUCUAAUCUCCCAAAGCACUGGAAACUAUAUUCUUUAGACUUUGUACAAAUACGGACUAUUAUUAUUAUUAUUAUUAUUAUUAUUUUGCUGUUUCAU
This is a messenger RNA of Doryrhamphus excisus (bluestripe pipefish), 5728 nucleotides long. The record is from RefSeq and is a predicted model, not a curated record. Lineage: Eukaryota; Metazoa; Chordata; Actinopteri; Syngnathiformes; Syngnathidae.